UGCUUUUAGCCACCCGGUCCUAAAAAACAAGUGCUUGCAUAGAUUGGCGCGUGCUUUUUUAAUGUAAAACGGGACAUUAAUACCAGUUUUUAAAAUUAAAACGUGAUGGCAGAUUCCAUUGAUGACCUCUUUCAGUGUUUCGAGGAGGAUUCUGACACGGAAAAAGCUUCGUUUAAAAAUGAAUCGACAGAAAUCCAACCGUCAUCCGACAGUAAAACACAAGCGUCCAAACGCGAACAUGACGACGAUGCUGCUGUUGAGAGUUUUUCGAAAAAAGCCAAAACGGAGGAAGAAGUCGAUUUGCAAGACAUUAACCUAGAGGAGUUGAAAAAUAGAAUUGUUGUCCAUGUUAUUGAGUCGAUGGAGUCGUGCACGCACGAAGUUGCAUGUCCUCCGGGUCAGGAGUAUACGCCCCUGAAGACAUGCCGAGGGGAACCAGCAAAAACAUAUCCCUUUGUGUUGGAUUCGUUUCAGAAGGAAUCUAUUUUGUGUGUUGACAAUAAUCAGUCGGUUUUGGUUUCUGCACACACGUCGGCUGGGAAAACAGUCAUUGCAGAAUAUGCAAUAGCUCUCUCGUUAAAGAACAAGCAACGCGUUAUAUACACCACUCCAAUAAAAGCACUAUCUAAUCAAAAGUACAGAGAAUUUCUAGACGAAUUUAAAGAUGUAGGUCUUAUAACCGGAGAUGUAACAAUAAAUCCAAGUGCUUCUUGUCUUAUUAUGACAACUGAAAUUUUACGAAAUAUGUUAUAUCGGGGAUCGGAAGUAAUGCGCGAAGUCGGCUGGGUUGUUUUCGACGAGAUCCAUUACAUGCGUGAUAAGGAAAGAGGCGUUGUCUGGGAAGAAACUCUCAUUUUGCUACCACAUAACGUCCACUUUGUGUUCCUUUCUGCCACGAUACCAAACGCUCGACAGUUUGCAGAAUGGGUGGCACAUUUGCACGACCAACCCUGUCAUGUUGUCUAUACAGAUUAUAGACCAACACCUUUACAACAUUUUAUUUAUCCUGCUGGUGGUAGUGGCAUACACAUGGUUGUGGACGAAACUGGGACUUUUAAAGACGACAGUUACAAUGCUGCCAUGGCUGUUUUACAAAAUUCAGGUGAUGCUGCAAAAGGUGACGAAAAGGGCAGACGUGGAGGCAUAAAAAAUAAAGAUGCAACUCAAACUGACAUUUUUAAAGUUAUCAAAAUGAUAAUGGAGCGUAAUUUUGCCCCAGUUAUUGUCUUCAGUUUUAGUAAAAAAGAUUGCGAAGUGUUUGCAAUGCAAAUGACGAAGCUUGAUUUUAAUACAACUGCCGAAAAACACUUAGUGGAUGAAGUUUUUAAUAACGCGAUGGAUGUUUUAUCAGAUGAUGACCGGCAUCUGCCACAAGUCGAAAAUUUGUUGCCUUUGUUACGUCGAGGGAUUGGAAUACAUCAUGGUGGACUUCUUCCGAUUUUGAAGGAAACAAUCGAGAUUUUGUUUGGUGAAGGGUUAAUUAAGGCUUUGUUUGCAACGGAGACGUUUGCGAUGGGUCUUAAUAUGCCUGCGAGGACGGUUCUUUUUACUGGAAUGAGGAAAUUUGACGGACAUGAAUAUCGAUGGAUAACUUCAGGGGAGUAUAUUCAAAUGUCUGGACGCGCUGGCCGAAGAGGUUUGGAUGAUAAAGGUAUAGUUAUACUGAUGGUUGAUGAAAAGGUACCACCUGCUGCUGGGCGAAAUAUUGUUAAGGGUUUACCUGAUCCAAUCAAUUCGGCUUUUCACUUGACUUACAAUAUGGUCUUAAAUUUGCUACGAGUUGAAGAAAUCAAUCCUGAGUAUAUGUUGGAACGGUCAUUUUAUCAAUUUCAAAAUCAGACGGCUAUUCCUGGCUUGUACGAUAAAUAUAAGGAAAAAUUGGAGGAAUUCAAUAAUUUACAAAUUGAAAGUGAACCUCAGAUUGCAUCGUACCAUACAAUCCGGCAAGAAUUGGAUAAAUUGGGAUUGCAGUUUCGAUCAUACUUAACAAAGCCGAAUUAUCUUAUACCCUUUCUACAACCUGGACGUUUGGUCAAGAUAAAAGUUGGUGAAACUGAAUAUGACUGGGGAGCUGUGGUGAAUUUCAAGAAAGUUAGCGAAAAUAUACCUGGCCGUAAACACGGCAAAGCAAAUCCCGCCAAAACUUCCACGAAAGUUCAGGUGGAUUUGUUGUUGCACGUCAUGUCGUCUGAGGAUGGGUCCAACAAUAAAGACGUAAUCCCUAAACCUUGUCUGGAUGGUCAGCAGAAAGGCGAAGUCGAAAUUGUAAGCGUUGAGUCAACAUUGAUAACACACAUAUCAACCGUUCGGUUGUAUUGUCCCAACGAUCUGAGGCAGAAAGACACCAGAAAAGGGGUUUAUAAAUCGAUAAAGGAAGUGAAAAAACGAUUUCCUGAAGGACCGCCGCUUUUAAAUCCAAUAGACGAUAUGAAAAUCACCGAAUCUGAUUUCGUAGACAUUGUGAAAAAAAUCGAACAACUCGAGAAAAAAAUGUACGAUCAUCCUUUACAUAAGCAUUCGCUCCUAAAUACCGAAUACGAAAAAUACGAACAAAAAGUCAAAUGCAAGGAAGAAUUGGCGGUGGCUCGCCAAAAAUUACUUGAGGCCAAGUCGGUUUUACAGCUUGAUGAGUUGAAGUGUCGUAAAAGAGUACUGAGAAGGCUCGGUUAUUGCACUAAUACGGAUGUAAUACAAUUGAAGGGCCGGGUGGCUUGUGAGUUGAGCAGUGCCGACGAAUUGCUUAUCACGGAAAUGAUAUUCAAUGGAGUGUUUGGGAAUUUGUCACCAGCACAGGCGUGUGCCCUAUUGAGUACAUUUGUGUGCGAUGAAAAAUCCAACGAAAUGCCGAAAUUGUCCGAGGAAUUGUCGGGGCCCUUGCGUCAAAUGCAGGACCUCGCACGAAGAAUAGCAAAAGUAAGUACUGAAGCAAGAUUGCCAUUAGACGAAGAUGCGUACGUUGAAAGAUUUAAACCAGGCUUAAUGGACGUGGUAUUUUCUUGGUGCAAUGGUUCUUCAUUUAGCGAUUUGUGUAAAAUGACGGAAAUUUUCGAAGGAUCAAUUGUUAGAUGUAUGCGUAGAUUAGAGGAAUUGUUGCGACAAAUGAUCCAAGCGUCAAAAACUAUCGGCAAUACUGAUUUGGAAGAUAAAUUUAACACUGCGAUCAAAGUCAUCAAACGAGAUAUAAUCUUUUCGUCGAGUCUUUAUUUGUAACAAUUUUUCAUUAAAUGAACUGUAUUUUGAA
Tribolium castaneum (red flour beetle) is the source of this 3241-nucleotide messenger RNA. RefSeq names its product Mtr4 helicase (gene Mtr4). Gene Ontology annotation, biological process: maturation of 5.8S rRNA; RNA catabolic process. Gene Ontology annotation, cellular component: nucleus. The transcript is spliced from 14 exons. Gene Ontology annotation, molecular function: RNA binding; RNA helicase activity; ATP binding. The record is from RefSeq and is a predicted model, not a curated record. The coding region runs from base 106 to 3210 and encodes 1034 amino acids. NCBI's taxonomy places the organism in Eukaryota, Metazoa, Arthropoda, Insecta, Coleoptera, Tenebrionidae.